This is a messenger RNA of Zygosaccharomyces rouxii, 522 nucleotides long. RefSeq lists its product as uncharacterized. NCBI's taxonomy places the organism in Eukaryota, Fungi, Ascomycota, Saccharomycetes, Saccharomycetales, Saccharomycetaceae. The coding region runs from base 1 to 522 and encodes 173 amino acids. The record is from RefSeq and is a predicted model, not a curated record. The transcript has a single exon.
AUGGUCUCUGCUUCUAAAAACCAAACUAAGGAAACAGUUGAAGAGAACGAUCAAGAUACUGGGUUCUGGAACUGUAAUUUUCCCAGGACUGAUACUCUCUUUACGGGAGAUCCACAGAAGAUACACAUAUUCCUACAAAACUUGAGAAUUGCAUUCCGGAUCUAUGAUAUCAGGUCUGAUGAUAUGAAACUUAAAAUACUCAUGAAUAGUUUGGGAGAUUCAGCUGCAGAAUGGCUUGAGUCACAACUGGAAAGAAUCGAAGGAGAUGAAGAAGCUCUGAAACUUAGUUAUGAACUGCCUGAGUGUAAAUUAAUGGUCCUAAGGAAAGCAUUCCACACUCAUCAACGAGGAUCCGUUCUUGAAUAUAAUAGGGCAUUUGAUGAAGCAUUGGAGAAGCUAAAAAAUCAACAAAAUGUGGAGGGGCAAUGGGCUAUAGAACUAUAUUUGGGUGGACUUAAAGAAGAAGUGGCAAUAGCGGUCCAUCAGAAGGAACCGAAACUCUUGGCAGAACGAUGGAACUAG